Messenger RNA from Puccinia triticina, 573 nucleotides. RefSeq lists its product as uncharacterized. Lineage: Eukaryota; Fungi; Basidiomycota; Pucciniomycetes; Pucciniales; Pucciniaceae. The transcript is spliced from 2 exons. Bases 1 to 573 code for a protein of 190 amino acids. The record is from RefSeq and is a predicted model, not a curated record.
AUGACGCUUGAGGGUGGGAUGGGCGACAGCGUGUCAGUACUGCUUGAGCCAGAAAACACUCCUACGUGGACAAUUCAGACGGUGACAUUCAAGGCGCCCAAGGACCUCUCUGGCAACUCUCGGCUCAAACUGGUGUGCAACCGCCACCAAGUCAUCUUCAUUGACGGCGCCCGUGCGCCCCGUGCCGACGGCCUUACUGGCCAGGAUGAUGAUGCGGAGCAGCAGCUCAAGGACGAAAAUAACAAGAGGCUGAGACAGCUCGUUGUUGUCAACCGUAGCCCCAUCAUCAGUAUCAACGACUUUCACGCGGCCACGGGCUCUCAUCCCGCCAUGCCUUUCAACUUGUUUGUACCACUCCAGAAUAGCAAAAGCCAAGAAGAUCCUCGCCAUCUCAAGUACAUUGGCUGGAUUGACCCCACAGAGCCUGCCACCCCGAGUCCCAGUCUCAAGCAGGAGUCUCCGGAGAACUACAAAUUGAUCUGUUGGGCGGCCGAGGUGCAUUAUCAGGUCUUGUUAGCUCCAACGCUGAAUACUUGGAAUCAGUAUUUUAUGAAGAUAAAUUGGGGUCUGUAG